GCGGCGCAGGGGCUCAGUUGAGAGAGCGAGCGAGCUGAGAAGAAGGCGCUGCUCACUCGCUCGGACACAUGCGCGAAGGGCAGCCUGGCUCCGUCUGGCUCACGCCGCUGUCUCCUCCUGCCUUAAAAAGAGGGGAGGAGGAGGAGGAGGUGGUGGUGGUGGCGGUGUUAAAACGCGCGCCAGCUAAAGGCGGUGGUUUCUCUUUUUGCUCGAGUUAAGAGGAGUUACAUUUGUUUUUUUUUUUGACGCGAGUCGCUUGCCUCCGUCCGUGAAUGAGAGAACGAGAAGAAAUCUGCGGCAGCCGCAAAAACAGAACCACACACCGGAAUUACUUUAGACGCAGCCACGAGUGUGAGUGUGCCUUUAGGGGGGGCCGGCAAGGACGAGCGGAACAACUUUUGGCGUGAGAACGUCGCCUUGUUGUGCGCGCGUCUUGAAGAGACACGGGACUGACACUUUACACACACAGAUCGCCGAGUGGAGGUCCGGGGGCCGCUGUCGCCGCGGCCGAGGAUGCCCAAGGUGGCUGUUGCCCGAGACGGGACCGGGGGAGACGACGCGACGAGACGGCCCGAGAGCGGCGAGGUGUGCGCGGGCUGCGCGCGCCCCAUCGAGGACCGCUUCCUGCUGCGCGUGAGCGACUCGUCGUGGCACGAGCGCUGCCUGCAGUGCGCCGCGUGUCGACAGCCGCUCACGCGCAGCUGCUACACCCGGGAGCGUCGCAACUACUGCCGGCCCGACUACGACAAGCUCUUCGGCCGCAAGUGCGCCGGCUGCAUGGGCUCCGUGGCGCCGUCGGAGCUGGUGAUGCGCGCCCUCGAGAGCGUCUACCACCUGGGCUGCUUCAGCUGCUGCGUUUGCGAGCGUCCGCUGCGCAAGGGCGACGAGUUUGUGCUCAAGGAGGGCCAGCUGUUCUGCCGGCCCGACUAUGAACGGGAGCGCGACAUGCUCAGCUCCGCCAGCCCCGACGCCUCCGACUCCGUCAAGAGCGAGGACGAGGACGGCGUCAAGGGGAGCCCGGGCGGGGCCCCCGGGGCCAAGGGGGGCGGUGGAGGGGGCGGCAGCGGCAGCGACGAGAAGGACCCCAAGAGGCCCAAGAGGCCGCGGACCAUCCUGACGACACAGCAGCGGCGGGCGUUCAAAGCCUCCUUUGAAGUCUCCUCCAAGCCCUGCCGCAAGGUGCGGGAGUCCCUGGCUGCGGAGACGGGGCUGAGCGUACGCGUGGUGCAGGUGUGGUUCCAGAAUCAGCGAGCCAAGAUGAAGAAGCUCGCGCGCCGGCAAAUCCAGCAGGAGCAGGGCCAAAGUGGGCAGCGGCUGGGGCCCGGCAGGGGGGCAGCGCGCGGGGUGCGGCGCAUGAAGGAGGAGGGCGAAGUGAUGAUGGACGUCUUCUCGCCGUCGCCCGUCGACAUGAUGUCGGGCGCCAUGGAGGGGAUGAUGUCGCCGUUCACGCAGCUGCCGCACGCGCACGUGAUGGAGGCCGCCUCCUCCUCGUACCAGCCCGACCCCUUCCAGCAGGGCCUCACGCCCCCGCAGAUGCCCGGCGAUGCCAUGAACCCCUACGGGAGCGACCCCAUGUUUCAGGAGAUGGAGGGCGACACGUCGCUGAGCGGCCUCAGCGACUGCCUGCUGGCAUGUGUGGAGCCCAUCACCGCCCUGCAGCCGCGUGUCGGCAACCCCAUCGACCGCCUCUACUCCAUGCAGAGCUCCUAUUUCACCUCCUAGAGGCCCCGUCACGCCCUGCGUAGCCCUCUCCUGGCCCCUCCUUGCCCUGCCUGGUCAGUGUGCGUCAACACCUCCUCGCCGCUCCACCAAAGAUUUACCGGUCACCUCUUCCUGUCCAUCUCUGGUCACGCUCUCUCUUCUUGUGUCUUCUUCCCCCCCCCAGCCUCUCUCUCUCUCUCUCCUCCUCAGCUCUGUCCACACGCCUGUCUCUUUGCUUGUCUGUCCAUCACGCACGGAGCUGUCGUCUCGGUCUACUCUCCUCUCUCCCGUUCUCUGUUUGCUCUCUUUCCGUCUCUCACGCGCCUCUCUCUGCCUUUCUGUGUCUUGAUGUCCCUCACUCUGCCUCUGACCCCGUAUCACGCUGUCGCUACUACGUGUCCGUAAACCUUUCUCUCCCCCAUCUCUCCGCCUUCCUUAUCCGCUCGUCUCUGUCCCGCUCUCUCUUCCGAUCCGCGUUGGUAUCACACCCAACGAGGCGGACGCUUCUGCUUCAUCCAGCAGUGGAUGACGGUUGGCGACGGCGGUGACGGCGAUCACGACGAGGCCGAUGAUGGCGUUUAUUGACGGCGGCCUCGGAGGAAGGGAAAGGCCUCGCUCGCAGGCCGCACCGAAACCCCCUCCCCGUGACAAAUCGCUCUCGUUGGCGCCACGCGGAGAGAGCACCGUCAGUCUAAACGCCGCCCGCCGCCCAACCGAAGCCGGUGACGUCUCCGCGCCGGGGAAUUUGCUCGACUGAGACGGAACGCCAUCGCGGGACGGGGGCAGGGGGGGUGGUUGAAGGAAAACCGGGAGAACUUUUAGCGGGAUGAGAUUCCCCGCCAUCAGGACGUACGCCCGAGCAAGACGAACCACAUUCCACUGCAUCGGCGAACUGGAGACUGCCCAAUCGCGCGCUUUCCGUUCCGCAAUUUACCAUUCACUUGGUUUUAAUUUUGUUCACGCGACCGCAGCCGCCACACACAGAGGAGCAGCAGCAGCAGCAGCAGCAGCAGCAGCACGAGGGCCCACCCGGGGUGGGGUCCUCGUUUGACGUCUUCACCACGGAACCCGCCACGCUACACGCAACAAAAACCCGCCACCGACACGCGAGCGGCGAUGUCACACGCGCACGCUCGUCACUCCCGCAUGCGAAGCGUCGCCCGCCCACGCACGCACGCACGCACACACAGGAGCAUCGUCCGAUCUGCCUCUCGGACCGCUGCUGGGGCAAGUGCCGUCGGCGAGCGCCUGCGUUAAGGCUGGAUGCACAUGCACGCCUGCGAUACGACCCCAGGCCCCACCGAGCUUCGAUGCCUGGCACGUCAAAGGGGAGGUGGGGGGGGGGGCGAUCGGCAAACGAACUUCGACUUGGGCUUCCUCGAGAUGGAAGUCGAUCAACGUCAGCAAUGGUGGAGGCGAAGGGCGAUGGGGAAAUGCGAGGGCCCUGGUCUCACCGCCCCCUUUAACGCGCUGUGCCAAUGCAGAGAUAUCAACGUCACUAAGACCCCCCCCCCCUCCCCGCCGCUCCCACACCCUUGUAUAGCUUCAUACACUGUUAGGGCAAGUGCUGUUAGUGAUUGCCUAUUAAGGCCAGCACAACGUACGAGGUGAUGGUGGUGUCGCCAGCACCUCGCCUGCCCACUUUUGUCCCCCCCCCCCCCCCCAUCAUUGCUGGUGUUUACACAAUAAACCAGGCUGAGUUGACCUCUGGGGAGGCCCAGGGACUGAUUCGAACAUCGCUCGCCCGCUGAUGUUAGCUUUAGCCAGGAAUCAAACUCAGGUUGUCGGGUUAGUAGCGUGGCGUGCCAACCGCUUUUGCUACUGCUUCCUCUGACAGAUGGAUAUGUGCAGAUGCACGCACGCACGAUGUACACAAUGUACAAAAUGUGCACUCGGUACACUGACCACCUCCGGUUGCCACCUCUAAGGUGCAAUAAACCCCGGGUGCAUCGUGGGAAAAGGAAUUCCUCGCAGUACCAGAAGAGGUAAAUACAUUUGUAAAGGUGUAAAUGCAUUUUUCUGGAGUGGUGUGGCUGUUAUUAUCAUGGUUACGACGCAACUGACAGAUUCUCCAGGACAAUAGCUACCUCAACCAGAGGGAGAAAGAGUAUCCUGCAAAAGAACAGUAGAGGUGGAAACCCAUCUAACCACACGCACACACACACAC
Messenger RNA from Petromyzon marinus (sea lamprey), 3868 nucleotides. Its product is annotated as LIM homeobox transcription factor 1-beta-like. Lineage: Eukaryota; Metazoa; Chordata; Hyperoartia; Petromyzontiformes; Petromyzontidae. Gene Ontology annotation, molecular function: RNA polymerase II transcription regulatory region sequence-specific DNA binding; DNA-binding transcription factor activity, RNA polymerase II-specific. The record is from RefSeq and is a predicted model, not a curated record. Gene Ontology annotation, biological process: regulation of transcription by RNA polymerase II; neuron differentiation. Gene Ontology annotation, cellular component: nucleus.